Symsagittifera roscoffensis is the source of this 318-nucleotide messenger RNA. RefSeq lists its product as uncharacterized. NCBI's taxonomy places the organism in Eukaryota, Metazoa, Xenacoelomorpha, Acoela, Convolutidae. The record is from RefSeq and is a predicted model, not a curated record. The coding region runs from base 1 to 318 and encodes 105 amino acids. The transcript has a single exon.
AUGGGGCAUAUGGAGUGCAUACCGCCUGGAGAAAUCGAAAAGCCAGUUGAUAGCGUAUAUUAUCUGCCACAUCACUGCGUUUUCAAGGAAGAUUCUACUACCACAAAGCUACGUGUAGUUUUCGACGGAUCUGCAACAACAUCAACCGGACAAUCACUCAACGACACUUUGAUGGUUGGUCCCACGGUACAAGACGACCUCUACUCGAUAAUCAUGCGCUUCAGGUUCUACCCAAUUGCUUUGUCAGCAGAUAUCGCAAAAAUGUACCGACAAGUUGCUCUAGAGGACAAAUCGAAGGAUUUCCAUCGCAUACUUUAG